UUCCACUGGCAUCAUUUGCGCCUUACAGAGUGAAGGCUGGAGAAGUAUCACCAACGGACGCAUUAUUUAAACAUUGUAUGCCGGAAAAAAACAACCCUCUGGAUUUUCUUCUGAACUGGGUUUAGCUUUGCCGAAGCUUGCCUUGCCACGUUAACAUAUAACCGUUUCUCUUUAAAAAAAAAAGAAUUGGAUUUGGGAUAUUAUGUCAGCUAGUUAAUUGAUUUGUGUCAAUAAGCAAUAGUUUAGCCAUCAACUAAAGGGAGACAAGUACUACCUAUUAUCAGUCGACUGUUGCUUUCACUUCUAGCCUCCUUAAAGCCAGGUAUCCUUGUUGUAUCAAGCCUAAAAGCGUUUCUUCUGAGGAGGAGGAGACCCGACUAACUGCGCCGAAAUGGGGUACGGACGAUCAGACAGCUACCGCGUGGCCACCACGCAGGACAAGGAUGAGAAGAAGGAGUCGCCCAAGAAGAAGGGAGGCAAGGAUAUGGAUGACCUCAAGAAGGAAGUUCCCAUAACUGAACACAAAAUGUCUGUUGAGGAGGUUUGCCGGAAAUACAACACUGAUAUUGUCCAGGGUUUGACUAAUGCCAAGGCAGCAGAGUACCUGGCCCGGGAUGGCCCCAACGCCCUGACUCCACCCCCCACCACCCCAGAGUGGGUCAAGUUCUGUCGCCAGCUGUUCGGUGGCUUCUCCAUCCUUUUGUGGAUUGGUGCCAUCCUCUGCUUCCUGGCCUACGCCAUCCAAGCUGCCACAGAGGACGAGCCUGCUGGGGAUAACUUGUAUCUGGGUAUCGUGCUGUCAGCUGUCGUCAUCAUCACUGGCUGCUUCUCCUACUUCCAGGAAGCUAAGAGCUCCAAGAUCAUGGAGUCCUUUAAGAACAUGGUCCCUCAGCAAGCCCUGGUUAUCCGUGAGGGAGAGAAGAUGCAGAUCAAUGCUGAGCAGGUGGUUGCGGGAGACCUGGUGGAGGUGAAAGGGGGAGACAGGAUCCCCGCUGACCUCCGCGUCAUCUCCUCCCACGGCUGCAAGGUGGACAACUCAUCCCUGACUGGUGAAUCAGAGCCCCAGACCAGGUCACCUGACUGUACCCAUGACAACCCCCUGGAAACCCGCAACAUUGCCUUCUUCUCCACCAACUGUGUCGAGGGUACGGCACGUGGCAUUGUUGUGUGUACUGGUGAUCGUACAGUUAUGGGUCGCAUCGCCACUCUCACCUCAGGCCUGGAGACUGGCAAGACGCCCAUUGCCAAGGAGAUCGAGCACUUCAUCCAAAUCAUCACAGGCGUGGCCGUCUUCCUCGGCAUGUCCUUCUUCAUCCUGUCAAUCGUCCUGGGAUACUCCUGGCUGGAGGCAGUCAUCUUCCUCAUUGGUAUCAUUGUUGCAAAUGUGCCCGAGGGACUGCUGGCCACGGUCACUGUGUGUCUGACACUGACUGCUAAGCGAAUGGCUCGUAAGAACUGCCUGGUGAAGAACUUGGAGGCUGUGGAAACUCUUGGCUCCACCUCCACCAUCUGCUCUGACAAGACGGGCACCCUGACCCAGAACAGGAUGACUGUGGCCCACAUGUGGUUUGACAACCAGAUCCACGAGGCUGACACCACCGAAGAUCAGUCUGGGUCCUCCUUUGACAAAAGCUCCACAACAUGGGUGCACUUGGCCCGCAUUGCUGCUCUGUGCAACCGUGCUGUGUUCAAGGCUGGCCAGGAUGCUUUGCCCAUCCUCAAGCGUGACGUGGCCGGCGACGCGUCUGAGUCAGCCCUGCUGAAGUGUAUUGAGCUUUCCUGUGGUUCCGUCAAAGCCAUGAGGGAGAAGAACAAGAAGGUGGCUGAGAUCCCCUUCAACUCCACCAACAAGUACCAGCUCUCAGUUCAUGAAAAUGAUGAUGAAAACGACAACCGCUACCUGUUGGUGAUGAAGGGAGCCCCAGAGAGGAUCCUGGACCGCAGCUCCACCAUCAUGGUGCAGGGCAAAGAGCAGCCUAUGGACGAUGAGAUGAAAGAGGCUUUCCAGAACGCAUAUCUGGAACUGGGAGGACUGGGAGAGAGAGUGCUGGGUUUCUGCCACAAAUUACUGCCAGAGGACAAGUAUCCCAAAGGUUUUGCCUUCGACACAGAUGACGUCAACUUCGAGACCGACAACCUCUGCUUCGUUGGCCUCAUGUCCAUGAUUGACCCUCCCCGUGCAGCCGUGCCUGACGCUGUGGGCAAAUGUCGCUCCGCUGGCAUCAAGGUUAUUAUGGUGACAGGUGACCACCCAAUCACAGCCAAGGCCAUUGCUAAGGGUGUGGGCAUCAUCUCCGAGGGCAACGAGACAGUGGAAGACAUUGCUGCGCGCCUCAACAUCCCUGUCAGCCAGGUCAACCCAAGGGAUGCCAAGGCCUGUGUAAUCCACGGAACAGAUCUGAAAGAACUCGGCCAUGAGCAGAUGGACGAUAUUUUGAGGAACCACACAGAGAUCGUCUUUGCCCGGACCUCCCCACAGCAGAAGCUUAUCAUUGUAGAAGGCUGCCAGAGACAGGGUGCCAUCGUGGCUGUGACAGGGGAUGGUGUGAACGACUCUCCUGCCCUGAAGAAGGCCGACAUCGGUGUUGCCAUGGGAAUCUCUGGCUCAGACGUGUCCAAACAGGCUGCUGACAUGAUCCUGCUGGACGACAACUUUGCCUCCAUUGUCACUGGAGUUGAAGAAGGCCGCCUGAUCUUUGACAACCUGAAGAAAUCCAUUGCGUACACUCUGACCAGCAACAUCCCAGAGAUCACCCCCUUCCUGUUCUUCAUCCUGGUCAACAUCCCACUGCCUCUGGGCACCAUCACCAUCCUCUGCAUCGACCUGGGAACAGACAUGGUACCCGCCAUCUCUCUCGCCUAUGAAGCAGCAGAGAGUGACAUCAUGAAGCGCCAGCCCAGGAACCCACUAAGGGACAAACUGGUCAACGAGAGACUCAUCAGUAUCGCCUACGGACAGAUUGGUAUGAUCCAAGCUCUUGGCGGAUUCUUUGCCUAUUUUGUCAUCAUGGCUGAAAAUGGUUUUCUGCCGUCUUUGCUUGUCGGCAUCCGGCUCCACUGGGACGAUCGCUCCAACAAUGACCUGGAGGACAGCUACGGGCAGCAAUGGACCUAUGAGCAGCGUAAGAUUGUGGAGUUUACAUGCCACACAGCCUUCUUCGUCAGUAUUGUGGUGGUACAGUGGGCAGACGUCAUCAUCUGCAAGACUAGACGUAACUCUGUGUUCCAGCAGGGGAUGAAGAAUAAGAUUUUGAUCUUUGGUCUGUUUGAAGAAACAGCUCUGGCUGCUUUCCUGUCCUACACCCCUGGUAUGGACGUGGCACUACGGAUGUACCCGCUCAAGCCCAGUUGGUGGUUCUGUGCGUUCCCGUACAGUUUCCUCAUCUUUGUUUACGAUGAGAUCCGAAAACUCAUCCUUCGCCGAAACCCCGGAGGCUGGGUGGAAAGAGAGACUUACUAUUAAAAUGAUCAAAGCAUCAUUUACUUGUCCCCUGAAAACAUUCCUUCUACUCUACCUCCCUCCCUCUCUCUCUCUUUCCUCCUUCCCUCCAUCCAUCCCCCCUCUCCUGUCAACAUGCUAAAACUGUACAAGAAAUUGUUUACUCUUCCUCUCCAUCCUCACCCUAAACAAAACAAAAAAAUCAAACUCCAAGAUGAUACAAAGACAACGAAGGGGGGGGCGUGGGUGGGUUUGAAAAUCUUCCCUGUCCUCUCUGUCCUGUGUUUUUUUCCCAUCCAAAGUCUAGACAGCACUAGUCUGCCAGUAACACUGAUGUGCCGGAGCAUAUAACUGCACUGUGAUCUGCAGCCACUCUUCAUAUGUGUCUCAAACUGCACCGCUGUGUGGAAUCAAAUAAAAGGUUAUAAUCACGAGAGUAAAGACAAAGCCCGACCUGUUCGUCUGAGACAACUCUUGCCAAGCAGAACAACAACAUGGCAGCUCCUGUUUAGAUUCCCAACUGGCAAUUUGGGCGGGUGGGUGGCGUCUGUUCUUUUUUUGGGGUAUGGGGGGUUUUGUCCUGCCAGAGAAAAGCCGCCAAGAUCCAGCUCUUUAAUCACUGCCAUUUCCUGCCAAUCGGCAACUACGACAAGUUACUUCUUUUCCGCUACUUUUCUCUCUUUCUCUUCGUAUGUAGUCACUGCCAAUCUUCUACUGCCAUUCCCCCUCCUUCUGCUCCUCUUUUUCCUCCACUUCUUCUUCCUCUUGUUUCUCCUCUCCUAUUAAUGAAGAAUGAAUCUCACCAUGAAACAUGAUCACUUGCUCACGUCCUCAACCGUGUGGAUAAAAGGUCAUUUCCUCUGACUCCUUCCCUCCUACUCUAUCCCCCUCCUGUUCUCCUCCUCCCCAUGUGUUUUUAUCUGCUUGUAUUGUUGUUGUUGUUUUUCUUUAAAAUGACUGUGUGUUUUUUAAGAAACAAAAUUGUUUGUAAAAGUUCAAUGUAUUCUUUUUUUUUUUAUUGGGAGUGGGGUCUGAGAGCUGCUUGUUUUCAUUCGGACAAGACAAGGCACACUGUCAGUUACUCUUCUCCCUCUCUUCCUUCUCUCUCUCACACACACCCCCCCUCUCCCCCUCCUCACCUUGCUUGUCUAUCUAUCCCUGGUAGUUCUGACUGUUUGUGAACACGGUGCAAACCCUCCAACCUUGUAAAAAACCACUUUUACCACUCGCCUCCUCUUAUUCUCCCACCCUUCCUCUCCCCUGCCCACCUGCAAUAUUUCUGUGUCCUCAGAAAAAGAGAUUUCUCUCCGAUUUCAUUAUUUAAAUCCGUUGAAAUAUGGAAAAGGCACUGUACUUUAACUUCUGAAACGGCAGCAAAAAGACAAACAACAAAAUGAAAUAAAAAAGAAGGAUCUCUCUUUUUCA
Molecule: messenger RNA, 4864 nt
Organism: Etheostoma cragini (Arkansas darter)
Lineage: Eukaryota; Metazoa; Chordata; Actinopteri; Perciformes; Percidae
Gene: atp1a3a
Product: ATPase Na+/K+ transporting subunit alpha 3a
Exons: 23
Coding region: 392-3463 (1023 amino acids)
Biological process (GO): proton transmembrane transport; potassium ion import across plasma membrane; intracellular potassium ion homeostasis
Cellular component (GO): membrane
Molecular function (GO): P-type sodium:potassium-exchanging transporter activity; ATP hydrolysis activity; ATP binding
Source: RefSeq, a predicted model, not a curated record